Molecule: messenger RNA, 2435 nt
Organism: Onychomys torridus (southern grasshopper mouse)
Lineage: Eukaryota; Metazoa; Chordata; Mammalia; Rodentia; Cricetidae
Product: interferon-inducible GTPase 1-like
Exons: 2
Coding region: 91-1350 (419 amino acids)
Biological process (GO): cellular response to interferon-beta; defense response
Cellular component (GO): endoplasmic reticulum membrane
Molecular function (GO): GTP binding; GTPase activity
Source: RefSeq, a predicted model, not a curated record
CAAGGAAGCAGGAGUGGGUUCCUGCAGCUGACCUACAGUGAGUGCUUACACUGGACGCAGAAUUUUCUGGGCUUUGAUUUGCGCACAGUCAUGGGUCAACUGUUCUCUUCAUCUAAGGAUGAAAACCACAAAGACUUGGCCUCCAGCUUUGCAGAAUAUUUUAAGAAGUAUAAAACUGGAAACAAAAUCAUUCCUCAGGAAACCAUAGCCUCAAUUGAGUUAAGCCUGAAAGAAGGAAACAUUCAGGGAGCAAACUCUUCAAUCACUGAUGCAGUAAAAACAAUUGACAGUACCCCACUCAAUGUUGCUGUGACAGGGGAGUCUGGAGCAGGGAAAUCUACCUUCAUCAAUACCCUGAGAGGGGUUGGGCAUGAAGGGAAAGAUGCAGCUGAAAUUGGGGUGGUGGAAACGACCAUGACGAGACAUCCAUACAAACACCCCAAUAUUCCCAAUGUGGUUUUUUGGGACCUGCCUGGGAUUGGAACCACAAAUUUCCCACCAAAAGAUUAUCUAGAGAAAAUGAAAUUCCAUGAGUAUGACUUCUUCAUUAUUGUUUCUGCCACACGCUUUAAGAAAAAUGAUAUAGACCUCGCCAAAGCAAUCAGCAUGAUGAAGAAGGAAUUCUACUUUGUGAGAACCAAGGUGGACUCUGACUUAAGCAAUGAAAAGGAAUUCAAACCACGCACCUUUAACAGAGAAAUGGUCCUGCAGCAGAUCCGCAGCAACUGUGUGAAAAUCUUUCAGGAGAAUAACAUUGAUGAACCACCAAUCUUCUUGAUCUCUAACAGAAAUUUGUCUGAUUAUGAUUUCCCUAUCCUGAUGGACAAGGUUAUGAGCGUUCUCCCUGUAUACAAAAGACAUGCUUUUAUGCUCUCCUUGCCUAAUAUUACAGGGUCAGUCACUGAAAGGAAGCAACAGUCUCUGAAGCAGAAGAUUUGGCUAGAAGCCUUUACAACUGUGCUCCUGAAUAUCAUCCCUUCACUGACCCACCACUUCAUGGACAGUGAUGUGGAGAAUCUGGAGAAAAGCCUGAACUUCUAUCGAACUGUGUUUGGAGUGGAUGAUGCAUCCUUGCAGAGUUUGGCUAAGGACUGGCAAAUGCCAGUGGAUCCGCUCAAGGCAAAGAUGAAAUCUUCUAAUGUGUUCAAGACUACAAACAAAGAAACAAUACAAGACAGGCUUUCAAGAUAUUAUGAGGAGUUCUGUUUGGCUAAUGGGUAUUUGGUAAAUAAGAAUGUUUAUGUUAAGGAAGUAUAUUAUCUAAAAUUAUAUUUCCUUGAUAUGGUGACAGAUGAUGCUAAUGCUCUUCUCAGAGAGAUAUAUUUAAGAAACAACUUGGUUUCUGAUUAGGCUGAAAUCCUGUAGCUGUCAAACAUCAGAAUUAGUGACAGAAAAAUAGGAUGCUGAUAUUGCAAAAUAACAUACUGGGUUCACUCAGGCCUUGCAGUCUUUAUCCAUAGUUAGUGAUCAUAUAUCCACAUUAGCUGUAACAAGGGGAGCAGAUAUGUGUAAAUAACCUGAGAGCUUAAAACUAACUAUUCACUUUGAAUAAACCCUCAGGUGGUUUAAUUGAACUUUUAUUUGAAUUAGUUUAGUAUAAAGCAACAUCCAGUUUUAGGUUUAACAUUGUGAUGAUUAGUGUUGUAGACAGACUUUAGAAUCACUUGGGAAAUGAACCUCUGGGCUUGCCUUUGGGGAAUUAUGUAGCUUAUGUUAAUUGAGGGGAGAUGCCAUAUCCACUGUGGGUGGCACCAUUCCCUAGCUGGUGAUCUCUGACUGUGUAUGUGGAGGUGCUAAUCAGCAGCAUGCUUUCAUUCAUCCAUUGUUCUCUAUUUUUUACUGUGAGUACAGUAGCACUAGCUGCCUCCAUCUGCUGCUGUGACUUCUUAGUAAUGAUGCCCUCUGUAACCUUGAAUUUGAUACUUGAGUCCUUUCAUGAUAGCAGUACCCAAAGAGAAACCAUAACAGAGCUGGAGAGGUGGCUCAGUAGAUAAAGCACUUACCUUGCAAGUCUGAAGACCUUUGUUCAGAUCCCCAGAGCCCACAUAGAGCCAGCUAAGCAUCUGUAAUCCACACACUCCUGUGGUGAGAUAGGAGGCAGAGACAGAGGAUCCUGGAUGCUCUGAGGCCAGCUAAACUUCCACAUGCAGCAGUGAAUAAGAGAACCCGACACAAGGAAGUAGAAGGUAAAAGCCAACACCAAAGCUUGUCCUUUGACCUCUGUACACAUGCUAGGUCAUGUUUGUGUCUGCAAUCACACAUGCAAAUGCACACAAACAAAAAGUUUAUUCUUUAGAAGCAGGAAGGUUUGGGGCAGUUGCUUAGUGGUAUAAUACUUGCCUCACAUGCAUAAGACCUCUGGUUCAAUCCCUAGCACUCUAGAAAAAUGAGAAUGGGGGAAAGGGUAGAGAGAUGGCUCAGAGGUUCAGAACCCU